Rhizophagus irregularis DAOM 181602=DAOM 197198 is the source of this 771-nucleotide messenger RNA. The record is from RefSeq and is a predicted model, not a curated record. Lineage: Eukaryota; Fungi; Glomeromycota; Glomeromycetes; Glomerales; Glomeraceae.
GAUUAUGAAAAAUUACUUGAAAUUGAUAAAGGAUAUGACGUUAUUAUUUACGCUGGUGAAGAUGAAGUUGAAAUAUAUGCACAUUCACUUAUUUUAUGUAUUUAGGUCUCAAUACUUUCGAGCGGCAUUCUCUGAUGAAUGGGCAAAUAAAAAAGAUGGAAAAUUUAUACUUAAUAAACCUAACAUUUCUCCUCAAAUAUUAACAAUUAUUUUAAGGUUUAUUUAUUGUGGAAGGAUCAAUUUAACAGAAUUACAAGGUCCAGAAAUUUUAAAACUUUUGAUAGCAGUAGAUUAACUUUUAAUGUUCAAGUAUUAAUUCAAUGUAUUCAGGAUUAUUUAGUUAACUACCACUACGACUUUUUACAACAAAAUUCUAUGGAAAUUCUUUGAAAUUUGAAACUUUCACAAGUUUAUGGAAUUAUUGUUUUGAUAAAAUUUGUGAAAACCAGCUAUAUUAUUAAGAUCUGAUAAAUUUAUCAAUUUAAAAGAACCUUUUAUUAGAAUUAAAUAUUAAAACGGGAUGAUAUGGGAUAACUUAAUUAAAUGGAGUUUCGAUCAGCAUCCUUCUAUUCAGAAAGAUGCUAAGAAAUGGAAUAAAGAAGAAAUCACAAUUAUGGAAAGAACACUUCAUAAUUUUAUUCCUUUAAUUAGAUUUUAUCAUAUGUCUUCAGAGGGUUUUCUUUUAAAGGUAUAUCUUUUUAAUGCGUUACUACCUUAAGAUAUAAUUAAUAUUUACUCACAUUUCAUACGAAUUCAAAUAAGGAAUUAAAU